AUGUCGAACGACGACCCUCCUCCGGGGACUUCUGCCACGUCGACGGUACUGCACACUUCCUCCUCCUUCAAACCCUUCGCGAUCGAACUCCCCGAGCGGUUGGACUUCCACCAUCCCGAAAGUUGGAAACGGUGGAUUGUGAGGUGGAAGCUGUACCGCGUCAUACCGGGCCUCCAGAAGCAGGAUGACGACACGCAUAUCAGUACGUUUCUGUAUGCCAUGGAAAGCGAAGCGGAGGACGUCCUGGUCUCUCUACGACUCGACGAUGAGGAAGCGAAGGACUACAAUAAGCUGAAGGCACGUUUCCAGAAGCGCUUCAUUCCGAUUCGCAACGUCAUUUUCGAACGCGCGCGCUUCAACCAGCGCAGCCAGCUAGAACAUGAGGCCGUCGAGAAAUUCGUGACGGUUCUACAUCGUCUGGCAGAGAGCUGCGACUUCGGGUCCCUGAAGGACGAACUUAUCCGCGACCGGUUAGUCGUCGGACUCCGAGACAAGAAUUUGAGCGAGAAGCUUCAGUUGGACGCUAAUCUGACUUUGGAGAAAGCAGCCAACACGGCUCGCCUGUCGGAAACAGUGAAGGAACUCUCGACUGACUCGCCGACCGACCACUCGUCACUCAACUGGGCAAAGCGUUCAGCAACGGAGCGCCUGCCGGUGGUGUGGGUCAGCGCAGCCACACGAAAGAGCACAGUAUCCGGCACAAGGAAAGCAGUGCAUCCUUUGCCGGAAGCUUGGACAUUUCGCAACGGUCUCUCUGUCGCGCAAGGCCAACGAGUCAGGGAAACAGCCGCGCAGUGUCCUGGUCCCUCUCGGGUACCAACUCCGAAGACCGUCUUGGAGGAAGUCUUCCUAGGCACGAUCAGUAACACAUCGCCCACCACCGAUCCCUGGUUUAUCACAGCUCGGGUCCAGGACACCGACGUCCGACUUAAAGUGGAUACAAGCGGGGAUGUGACAGCUAUACCGGCAUCAGCUCUGCCGCCCAAUGUUCUGUCAUCCGUGAUACGGCCUACUAAGGUGCUCUACGGACCGGGGAGGUCGAAGAUUGACACAUUGGGACAGCUUAAAGCCGACAUAACAUGUAAUGGACGGGCAACCCGUCAGGACGUUUUUGUAAUCCGAAACCUACGGCAUGCGCUUCUCGGACGUCCGGCCAUCCAAUCACUCAACAUGCUCCCGCAAAUCCUCGCAGUGGAAGAAAGCUCUACAAGCGACCCCAUUGCGCGGAAGUACAGGAAGUUGUUCGGACCUGAAUUAUCCCAGACGGGUACCCAUUCCUCUGCUGCCCAGCGUGCAGGCAGAAUUAAAGCGGAUGGAGGGUCUCGGAGUCAUCCACCAAGUCGACCACCCUACAGCUUAGUGCACGCGGAUGUCGUAGGUAAGAAGAAGGAUGGGAAGCUACGUAUCUGCGUAGACUACGCAGAACUUAACAAACAAGUCAUGCGCGAGAGGCUGACCACGCCAACGGUGGAGGAGAAUUUAUGGCAUAUCAGCUGCGCCAAGCUCUUCAGCAAGCUUGAUGCAAACGCAGGGUACUGGCGGAUGCCUCUUUCCCCCGCCAGCUCCGAGAUGACCACGUUCAACACGGCGUUCGGGCGAUACCGGUUUCCGCGGCUGCCGUUCGGGAUCUCCACAGCUCCCGAAUUUUUCCAGAGGGAAAUGCUGCGUAACUUGGAAUGCUUGGAAGCAGCGGAGCUGCACUUUAAGGAUGACCUCACAGGAACGCCGGUCCCCGCCUUUUACUCGCCCGAACGGCCUAUCACGCUAUCUGUCGACGCGUCGUCCUAUGGUCUCGGCGCAGUCCUGCUACAGGAAGAAACGGACGGACAUCGGUGCCCAGUCGCGUAUGCAUCACGGGCACUGAGCGAGACAGAACAGGGCUACGCCCAAGUGGAAAAAGAAGCACUUGCAAUUGCCUGGGCAUGCGACAAAUUUCGCAUAUACGUCUUGGGGCUGCAGUUUCACGUCGAGACGGACCACAAGCCGCUGGUGCCGAUCUUCUUGACCAAGAGGUUGGACGAGCUGACUCCUCGACUCCAACGCUUGCGGCUCCGUGCGUUGGAGUACGAUUUCACCAUCAGGCACGUACCGGGGAAGCAGCUUUUCACAGCCAAUGUACUCUCCAGAAACCACUUGACGAGCAACUGGGCCGAGGACUUUACUCUCGCACAUGAAAUCAAAGAAUACGAGACUCUCGCUCUCAGUCUACUGCCUGCUUCGUCCGACAUGCUGACACGUAUAAGACGAACACUCAGCCUCCUGAUGGAAUACUGGAGUACGCAGUGGCCGCCAGUAAGCAUCCUCGCCGAAGAGUGCCGAAAAUAUGUCACUGUGGCUGAUGAACUGGCACUGAUCGACGGCCUCCUGCUGAGGGGAACUCGGCUGGUCAUUCCGACAGCACUUCGUCACGAGGUGAUGACACAUCUGCACACCGGCCAUCAAGGUGCACAGAAAGCCCGCAACAGAACCCUUGCUUCAAGCGGCCUACGGGAACGGCUGUGGCAGGUGAUUGGCAUGGAUACAUUCCACGAGAAUCGACAGAAUUACGUUGUAGUCGUAGACUACUUCUCUAAGUUUUUCGAGGUCGCACACCUCAGGACGACCAUAUCAUCGGACUUGAUUGCAGAGCUCAGACCUAUGUUCGCUCGGCAUGCCAGAAGUGGUACGCUCAGACGCUAUUGA
Ornithodoros turicata is the source of this 2682-nucleotide messenger RNA. RefSeq lists its product as uncharacterized. The transcript has 5 exons. Bases 1 to 2682 code for a protein of 893 amino acids. Lineage: Eukaryota; Metazoa; Arthropoda; Arachnida; Ixodida; Argasidae. The record is from RefSeq and is a predicted model, not a curated record.